Helobdella robusta is the source of this 2499-nucleotide messenger RNA. RefSeq lists its product as hypothetical. The coding region runs from base 111 to 1385 and encodes 424 amino acids. The record is from RefSeq and is a predicted model, not a curated record. NCBI's taxonomy places the organism in Eukaryota, Metazoa, Annelida, Clitellata, Rhynchobdellida, Glossiphoniidae. The transcript has 14 exons.
AAACAACCCAGCAACGUCAUAUCUUGAAAUAGGAGCAACCAGACUCGAGCACCCUCUAGGAAAAGUUUUUGAAACUUGAAACUGCUACUAGGUGAAGAAAGAAUUCAGUUAUGCCUGAAACAGAAGAUCCGUUUUUUGGAGGGAAGGCGCCACCAUUUGCUCCCGGAGAUGCCCCUCCAUUCACUCCUCCUAACCCUAAUGCUCCAGCUGGUGACAAAGGGCAAGCCCCUCCCUUCGCACCCGGCCACGCACCACCCUUCCACAUUGAACCCCUACCACCAGGAAUUAAGAUGGAUAUGCUUCCAACUCAACCAGACGAUAACAAACCUUUCAACCCAUCUGCUCCCAUGGGGCCAAUACCUGGCUAUCCAUCCAUUGGUUUCAAUGAUACUCCGUUGAAUCCGCCUCCAAGAUCAGAUAAUAUUGACCAAUAUUUUCCUAAGAACAGGCCAGAUAUUAAAGGACCAGCCAUAAUAACGCAAGACCAGGCGAGACGGGCACUGGUUGAACACUGCAACACACACUGCUGUUGGAGUGCCUCGGCUGCCCAGGAGAUGUCUGUCAGCAACAUGCUCUCUAGCAAUGCCUUCCAGUACUGCCUGGAAACAUUUUGCGAGAAGAGGUCGACAGCGUGGGCGAAGGUACCUUACACAGGUCAGUCAGUUGAUGGACCGCACAAUGGACCCGCCCCCAUGCCUUGGGACAUACCGGCCACGUACGGGGCAAAGUUCUCCACUGAGAAGAGGUUGAUUGAGGUGCCGCACACCGCUUGUGUUAAGCCAUGUGAGUACUGCCAGGCCUGUGGUUGGCUCAGGUGCAACAGGUGUCAGGGUCACGGAAUGUCUAUGUGUACAUCCUGCCAUGGCUCGGGUCGGUCUUUUGGAGCCAGUCAGCAGCAGCAGAUGUGCAUGUUCUGUCAAGGCCAGGGAAGAAGAAGGUGCACGACUUGUGGAGGUCACGGUCGUAUCAAAUGCCACAUGUGUCAGGGUUACAGAAGUCUCAAGUGGUUCAUUCAGCUCACCAUUGAUUGGAUCAAUCACACACAAGACUACAUCUUGGAGCGUACAGACCUUCCAGAUGAAUUGAUCAGAGAUGUCAGAGGUCACAUUGCUUUUCAGGAAGAAAAUGUUCAAGUGUUCCCUAUCAAUCACUGCCCCGAGCCGUCAAUCAACCAAGCCUCCAACUCUAUCAUCGCGAAGCAUCGCACUGCUUUUCCAAAUGAAAGACUCAUUGGACAGCGCCACACAGUUCGGGUGAUUCCAGUGACAGAGGCGGACGGACAUUGGAAGGAUAAAAAGUUUCGCUUCUUCGUAUACGGCCUGGAAAACAGGGCUUACUCGGAUGAUUACCCUCAGCAAUGCUGCUGUGGAUGUUCCAUAUUGUAGGGAUGAGAAUCUGGAGGAUGAUAUGGAGAAGAUGAUGUGGUGAAGGUGAUGACGAAGAUGAUAAUGAGGAGAAAGAUUAAGAUGAUCUUGCUUGAUGAUGUGGAGGCUGAGGAUGUUGGUGUUAUGUUGAUGUUGUAGGAGAAUGAUGAAGAUGAUGAUAAAGUCUAAGGGUACGAAGCCAUAGCUCAUGAGUGUUGGCGUUCAUUUUUUUUAUUUCAAAAUUAGUUUACAGUUCGAUUACUGUCGAUUUUUUUAUAGUUGUUGAUGUAUUUCGUUAUUUUUUGUAAUUGUUUAAUAUUGAGUAAUUAAUGAAAAAUAAAUAAACACAUAAAUGGCCUAGCUGUGAAUUAUAGCUUCUUUUAGCUUUAUUUUUUUGUUAAGUUUAAUGACAUUCAAUUUACGUUUUUUAGAUAGAUAGAUUGAUUUUAUGAUGUUAGUUGAUAGAUUGUUCAUUUGUAAUUAUCAUUCGUAUAUACAUAUGCCCUUCAGAUCUUUUUCAUCUGACUUCAUGCUUGUUGUUAAAUAAAAUACACUUUAUAUUCAACUUCAUUGGGGUUAUGAGUUAGUUAGUCCUGGCUCUUUGCGUUAAGAUUUCAUUUUAAAAUUGCCAGUCGUUUUAUGAAUUUGUAAUCGUGUCAUGCACUUAUAAGUAAUUAAGUAUUAUUAUGUCCUCGAUGGGUACCAAUGUAUGUAAUUCAUUAUGAGAUCUGUUUCAGUAAUUUAUUAUACUUCAACAAUAUACGCACUUUUAUAUGCCACAUAUGUAUUUUUUAUCUUUAUUCUGAAUCGUGUUUUAAAUGUUUCAGCAUAUCCUAGAUUUCUGAUGCAAUUGAUAAAAGGAAGCAUAUUAUGUUUAAUUUUCGCUUUUUAAUGUACAUUUACGAGUUAAAACAAGUAGAAUUGUAGAUAUAUGCACUUGAGCUUAGCUGUACGUAACAUGCCGUCUUCGUGAUCUUAUGCCAUUUUUCAUUUCAUAUUUUAUAGACACUUGUUUAAUUUAUUUUAUAAAGAUGUUGUGUACUUGAUAAUACAUUUGUUUUUCUGAAGAGUGUUUACAUUUAUUAAAUAUCCGUCUAUCUGUGGAUCCUCAAUAAAGUUUUUACAGCAUCAGGUC